AAAAAUUGUAGCCGACUGUAACGGCCGGUGCCGUAAAGCAAGGCGCAGUCGGCGCGACAGGCGGGAAGGCCCCUUUGCUAGGUGGCUGGCCAACCCCAAGCGAAGAUGGCGGCGGGGGAGGCGAAGUCGGUGCUGUUCGUGUGCCUGGGAAACAUUUGUCGCUCUCCAAUAGCUGAAGCAGUUUUCAGAAAACUUGUAACUGAUGAAAAACUUGAAAGUAAGUGGAUGACAGACAGUGCUGCUGUUUCAGACUGGAACGUGGGGCGCUCCCCAGAUGCAAGGGCUUUAAGCUGUCUAAGAAAUCAUGGCAUUGAGACAGCACAUAAAGCACGGCAGGUUACAAAGGAGGAUUUCCAGACCUUUGAUUAUAUACUUUGUAUGGAUGAGAGCAAUCUAAGAGAUCUGAAAAGGAAAGGCAACCAAGUUAAAGACUGCAAGGCCAAAAUUGAACUACUUGGAAGUUAUGAUCCACAGAAACAACUUAUCAUUGAAGAUCCAUACUAUGGGAAUGAAAAGGACUUUGAAACUGUUUACGAGCAGUGUGUUAGAUGCUGUAAAGCAUUUUUGGAGAAACCUCAUUAAUGCUUCAUCAUUUUAUUUCUAAAAGAAAAUAAUUAAGUUCUCCUGAAAUACGUAAGGUUUACUUGAUUCAUGUAUUUAAAUUGCAAAACUAUUCCUCAGUAGGUUCAAAACUUUUUCAUUUUAUGUUUCAGCUUUUCUGUCAUCUAAUUAAAAAAAUAUAGAAAAGUUUUAUUUGGAUUAGAUGAUAAACCAUUUUGUCACACAUCAAUGUAAUAAUAAAGUCUAUAAUUCAGAAUAAAUUUACCUGUAAACUCUUCCAGUGCUUUCUCACAAGCACUGCGGAAGUAGCAUCUUGCUUCUUUCUGUGCUGCCCUAACUAAACGGAGGUCUUCUCAUUGUGCCCUUAGUGAAUUAAGUUAAAUAAACUUUCAGUGGGGGUCUGCGAGAUAAUAGUUCAUGUAUGAUAACUUAAGCGUGUCAUCCUAGUGUCAUUAGACAGCCUUUGGACUGAAGCUGUUUCGUAUUCAGCUUGCCAGGCUAAAAGAACUGCCUGCCGCUGGACAGGCAUUGCUCUUAGCGCUAUUUCAAAGCUUAAACAAGCAAAAGCCUCUGCGUGUGUCAUCAGGAUCCUGUGAAAACGUGGUUUUAUAUCAGUUUCAAUGCUCAGUUAUUCAAAGAAGAAAUAAUUUUUGUUCUAGUACAUUUUUAUACUAAUUAACCUCUUAAUUCAGAAGUAGUGAUUGAUAUUAGUAGGACUUCUCUGGCUCGUCUUCCUGUCUUCAGUUCCUAGCACACUGAUACAAGUACAUGUAACAUAGCAUUUCCUUUGAGGACAAAACAGGUCAUCUUAAAAGCCUAAAUGUGAAAUGUACAUUUUGUAUCUCAUGGUAGUAAAAUAUGCAAAUCCAUGCCAUAAUGUGAGUUCCUAUGUGCGUGUCAGACAGUAUUUUCAGAUUUACUCAGGAGAAUGUCAAAAGUGUUCUCUUAGACUAUAGUUCAACCUGAAGUCAGUCCCUCUGUAAUACAAUACAAAGUUAACAGAAGGCCAGUAAGUAGAAUGGUCUGCUCUUGUACAAAAAUUUAUUGCUUUGUAAAAAUCCAUGCCUGUUUGUCUGAAUGUCAGCUUUUAUUUCUGCCUUACGUAACAUAAAUGUACUGAGAUCAGUGAUGUAACCAAUACCAUGAUAACUUUCCUAUUUUGAAUUAUACCAACAUUGGUAUGAACUACCAUUACCACAUUAUCUGUAAAACUGGAUCUAUAAAAUUUGCUUUCUUAUUUA
Chroicocephalus ridibundus (black-headed gull) is the source of this 1802-nucleotide messenger RNA. RefSeq names its product acid phosphatase 1 (gene ACP1). Gene Ontology annotation, molecular function: acid phosphatase activity; non-membrane spanning protein tyrosine phosphatase activity. The transcript has 6 exons. NCBI's taxonomy places the organism in Eukaryota, Metazoa, Chordata, Aves, Charadriiformes, Laridae. Gene Ontology annotation, cellular component: cytoplasm. The coding region runs from base 106 to 582 and encodes 158 amino acids. Gene Ontology annotation, biological process: protein dephosphorylation. The record is from RefSeq and is a predicted model, not a curated record.